Messenger RNA from Notechis scutatus (mainland tiger snake), 1326 nucleotides. It is a transcript of the gene ZFP36, whose product is annotated as ZFP36 zinc finger CCCH-type. The record is from RefSeq and is a predicted model, not a curated record. Gene Ontology annotation, molecular function: metal ion binding; mRNA binding. Lineage: Eukaryota; Metazoa; Chordata; Lepidosauria; Squamata; Elapidae.
CUGCUCUCGGCAAGCGAAGCACGACUAGGCGCCGCCAUGAGCUCCAUGCUGGACGUCCGGAACCUCUACCAGAACCUGCUCAACCUCUCGCUGAGCGAAGACCUGGACGCGCCGGCCUCCGGCUUCUCCUGCGGCCUCUCGGCCUGCUCCUCUGAGGCAGCGCUGCCCGGCAGCGGGGACUCGGCGCUGUGGCCCCUGCGCAGCCCCUGGAGCCCCAAGGGCGAGCAGCCGCGGCCACCCUUGCGCCCGGACCGCUCGGUCAGCCUGAUCGAAGGCAAGGCGGCCCACCCGCUGCCGCCGCCGCCGCCCGGCUUCCCGCCGCUCAAGCAGCCCGGCCUGCCCACCCCGUCGUCCCGCUACAAGACGGAGCUGUGCCGCACCUUCAGCGAGAGCGGCCGCUGCAAGUACGGCGCCAAGUGCCAGUUCGCCCACGGCUCGUGCGAGCUGCGCUCCGUCAGCCGCCACCCCAAGUACAAGACGGAGCUCUGCCACAAGUUCUACCUGCACGGCGAGUGUCCCUACGGCUCCCGCUGCCACUUCAUCCACUUCCCCGAGGAGGCGCAGGUCUUCGGCAGCCACGGGGCCAGCGGCGCCUCCCCGCAGCUCCUCCGCCAGAGCGUCAGCUUCUCCGGGGUGCCCACCGCCCGCCGCGCCUCCCCGCUGCCCGGCCUGCCCGACCCGGCCUCCUUCGCCCGGGCGCCCUCCGUGUCGCCGCCGCCACCUGCCUCUGCCGCCGAGUUCCUGUCGUCGCCCUUCGACCGCCUGACGCUGGACCCGCUCGCCCUGGUCUCGUCCUUCGGGGGGGACUCGCUGCUGGCGGCCCCCGCCGGAGGCUGCUGCUCCUGCCGCUGCGGGAAGCUGGCCGGCGGGGGCACCUCGUUCCAGAGCCACCGGGACUAUUUCUCGGCCGCCCCCGGGACGCCCCCAUCGGCCCUGCCCAGGACCCCCUCCGCCAACUCGCUCUCGGACCCCGACUGCUACAGCAGCAGCAGCAGCCUCAGCGGCUCCGACUCCCCGGUUUUCGACCAGCACCCCGUCGGCGGGCCGGCGGGGACCCCUCACCGCCUGCCCAUCUUCAACCGGCUUUCGGUCUCGGACUGAGCACCGGACGGGACGCUUCCAGCUUGCUGUCGAUUGCAAGGGAGGGGGCCGCCCUCUGGAUGAGAUCCCUUCGGAGGGGGGGGACCCCAAAGUCCUCCCCCCUCCCCAACCUGAACUGAUGCCAGCUGCUUUUCGGGGGCUUCUCUUUAAGCCCUCCUCUUGCCUGUUCUUUUUUUUUGGGGGGGGGGGGGGGGGGCUUUUUCUGCUCCCCCCCUCCCCGCCUUC